AUUUUCAGAUUUCUGUCGAGAACGGGUUUAUUUGGCCUGAUUUCUAGAACAGUACAACUGCAGAGGAAUAUGUCAAACCCCUCAAGUCUAGCCUGACAAACGAGUGUUCAGAUGGCAUGAUAGAUCGGACUUAAGGGUUCCUAAUAGCCCUAUAAGUUUGGGCUUCUAUGACUAAGUCCACCAUUUUAUCACGAGCACUAUCUUGCUUGGAGAAAAAGGCAAAAUCAAGUGAGUUCAGCUCCAUCUAAGCCUUCAUUUUCAUUCCUCAACUAGUCAGCUCCCACCCACCCAGCCAACCAACCGCCAUUUUAUCUUAAAUUGUCGUCAGUCUUAGUGGGAGUGGUAAUACAUGUUCUUUUGGUUUGGGUGUGAGUUUUGACUCGGAAGAGACCGACCAAACUGGUGCUUGUUUUCUGGUGGAAAAUGACCCUAAAAUCUAAUCUAUGUGUGCCAUCUACGACAAAAAUGGAUGCAUAAACUAAGUGCUUGUACACAUAUUGUACACAGCACCAGCAAGCGAGUCUCCCAUGGCCGCAAUACACUCAGGUCAAAGACAUUAGCAUAUGCCUCACAAAUCUACGAGGCAUAUAAAUGCAAACUAUGUGCAUGGGCACUUGCGUCCUAACAAUGAGCAUAAGGGAUUGAACACUGAAGACCAGAGCAAACCAAGAAAGGUUUCGUCCUCUUCUCCUGACGACUGUUUUGAAAGGGACGUUCUGAACAACCAUGGCAACCAAGUCAAGUUUCUUUGGCUACUCAAGACAAUACUGAUCUAUGAGAUCCUUCGCUUUCAACUGGCACACACACUCACGCUCCAGGGAGACAUCCGAAGGGAGAAAGUUGGCCAAAAUUUAGAGGGGACUUCUCGAUCAUCAGAAUGGAGCGUCUCACAUUUAUACUUUUUCUGGGUGGGAUAUUCGUGUGCCAAGGAUACGUGGACAAAUGCUAUUGUCCGGGAGAUACGGAUUUCAAUUUUGAUAUGGAACGGAAAAUGUGGGAAUUGAGGACUGAAGCCACGAAGGACUUUGAAGUGGUCUUUAAGCCUAGACCACAGAAGGAAGGUGUGCCUGAGAUCUCAAUUCUGAAGAAAAUGUUCCCUCAAUUGACCUUGAAGGAACUUAAUGAAAUGACCUUGGAGGGCUUCAAUAAGUACCGAGACGAUGCCAAAGACCGAGAAUCCGAAAGAAAGAAAAACAUGAACCAACACUCCCACUCCGGAGACAAAUCAAAAGAGAACACGCCAGAAAAGAAACCAGAAAGAGAAGGGACAAUUGAGGGAGAUUCCCGAAAAGAUGGAAAGCCAAACCCGUCUGAAAAUGGAGGUAAUAUGACAGAUUCAACAGGUCAGGGUAAAAACAUGACGUCACCCACAAACACCGACAAGCAGGACCAAGAGGGAUCGCCCAACAAGGUCCCAGAAAAAGAGCGAGAGAAUGAUGGAAGUUCCCAAAAGACCAGGAAGAAAAGACAAACCAACGGAAAGGAAAGUGAUCAACCUCCUCGCCCUCCAUCAGAUGAUCCACGAGAAGGAGAUUCCCGUCCCACGAAUCAAACUGAUCGUCCUCGAAAUGAAACUGGAGCAAAUGAUCAAAAGCCGAAGCCUAAAGAAGGCGGGAAUGGUCUCAAUGGAACAGAUGAUGCUCGUGAGCCACCAAAAGGAAGUGACAACAACCAAACCCGUCCCGGGAACAAUUCUACCGACGAUCUUAAGCCCAUGGAGGGUCAAAAACCACCUGGGGACACAAACUCGAGACCGGAUGGCAGCCAUCCUCAACCAGAGGGUGAUGGAACGAGGCCAAAAGAAGAUAGAACUGAGCCCAAACCAGGGGAGGGCAAACCUGAAGAUAAAGGAGAGCCACACGAAAAAAACAAAACUGAUACCGGCCAAAAUAAACCCACGACUGUUGUUGAAAAUGAAUCAAGAAGUAAUACAUCUAACCCUAAUAGUAAUAGAACACAAUCUGGUGGUCAACCCCCACGUGAAAGCUCGAAACCAGAUAAUGGGACCAAGAACCCCAACACAGACAGUGGUGCCACAAGGCCAAAACCAUCCGAUGGUUCAACUCCAAACCCCACCAAACCAGACGAAUCAAAACCAAAGCCCAAUGAAAUUGGUGGUGUCAACCAAAAGCCAGCGAAACCCAAUGAACCACAACCCAAGCUUAAUGAAACUGGGGGUGGCAACCAAAGACCAGCGACACCUGAGGACAGCCAGCCAUCGAAAGGCAGCGACAAUGCGGGAAAUGAACAAGGCUCUGACAAAGAAAGGCCUAGGCCCAAGCCCAAGCCUAUGAAGAAAGAUUCGGCUAAGCCUAUUGCCCCCAUUGGAGUUACUCCCGUGUCUGGUUCUUUAAAGCGAGCUCAGGCCUGUUCAUGCCCAGCGAAAGCCAAAAUUAUGAAGGAGCUUACGUUUGACCAAGUAGACCCUGAUCCAAUGCUGGAGGACACCACCAGUGAAGCAUUUGCCAAGUUUAAAAGUGAACAAGAAACCAUCUUGAAUGAGGCUUUAGGUAAAAAUGGCGUUUUAAAGGCCAAAGGAUUUGCCGGGAUCAACAUCCUCUCGGUCAGUAUUGGACCACAACCCGAUGUUUCAUCCCGGAGGAAACGAGAGACCAACGCCGUGACGGCACAAACUCAAUCUGAAUGCACUGGAUCCUGCGAUCCCAAUGAUCUUGACACGGCUGUAAAUGGGACGAGUGGAGUGAGUUCCACUGAUCCCGCCACGGCUGCGAGUCCUUGUUCCAAAACUAGCUUGACCGCCAUGACCAAUCCGCCUCCUAGUCAUUUGGUCAGUACUCUUGCCAAUGACGCCAUGAUCGACUCUUCGUUCUACCUUCAUUUGACUUGCAGUCGCUCUGGGUCCGAUGAGUACCGCCAAUACCAAGAAACAGCUCCAUUGACGGAUGACAGUCUGGAUAAUAAAGUGGGCGUGCUUUGUAAUGAUGGAGCCUUCGCGGAAAGGGCUUGGCCCGAUGAGACCAAUUGUCAGGUUGUGGAAACGUGUGCCAACAUUCCCAGUCCUCCAAACGCUUCGUUACUGCUUCCCCCAGGGUCCAAUGAAAUUGCUGGAGGAAGUUCAUUAUUUUACGUUUGUUCUGAUCCAGAGGCUCUUUUGAACGAUGGGAGUGGGUUGAAUAACUUCGAAAUAAAGUGUGAGGGAACCCAGCUCAAAGUGAACCGCAAUGGUUCCAUGGUGGAUUUUGAUCCAACCACUCACUUUCCCACUUGUUUGAGCCAAUGCAAAACGCUCUUCAUUGGCAACAAACAAUAUGCGCCGCGUGUUCAAAAUGGCACCACUCCCGUGAUUCGUGCGGGCGAGACACUCCCAUUUGAUUGCCCAAAUGGCAUGUAUGUCGAGAACAUGGCGUAUAAUGUAUCGAGUGUAGAUGGAAAUUGCCAGGCCGAUGGCAAAUUCCAAAUUGAAACUCGGAAAUGUUUCCUGAUUCCCUGCACCCAAGAGGAUAUUGAUGACGUUCCACCGGGGGACAAUAACGGAGAUAUGGUAACCACGGCCACGGGUGAAAUAAUGCCUGCCGAGUCCAUCUUUUUCAAGUGCUCCGAUCCGUUGAAGGUACCGAGCAACGGAAGGGAAGAAAUCGAGGCCUUGUGUAUGAAGGGUGGCAAUUUCUCCGUCACCAAUUGGCCUACAGCACCCUAUUGUCUACGAACUUGUUCCAACUUUCCCAAUAUCACCAAAAUGGCCGUCGUGGACAGAUCUCCGGUGUUAGAAGGCAGAACUGUUGAGUACAAGUGUAGAAACGCAAAAAAGAUCCCUGCCACUGGACAAAAAGUUCUGGUUCCUUGUGAGGCGGACGGCAAGUUCCAGUAUGAAGAUGCCGGGUUUCCACUCACAAAUUAUCCGGACUGUGUCACGGGCUGCGUUGUGUUCCCGACCAUUGAGCACUUCAAGCCCAAGAUACGAUUGCCAUUAUUGCCUGGAGCAUCGGUGGAGUACGAAUGUGAACGUAAUGGAUUUGUUCCUCACACUGACACGAACUUGGUCAUGGAGUGUCAAGGCAAUGGCACAUUCACCCCGACCACUGCGAUCCCUCAAUGUGUUCCAGUUGAGACUUGUCGUCAAAAGGAUUACCCUACACAUCCAAAUUACAUCGUUUUUGAUAACACCACUGUCAGCUAUAGACAGAAUCAAUUUCUUCAAAUGGUUUGUGCCAAUGAUGACCUCGUGACCGAGUCCCAGAACUUCUCUAGCGUCACUUUCGGUAUCAAGUGUACCAAAAAUGCCACUACUAACGAGUUUAAGUUUGAAGAAAACGUCCAAUGGCCGCGUUGCAUUCCGAAGAAAUGCAUUAAAGUCAUGGCCAAACAUCACAAUCUUACCAACACGUGUCAAUGUGGCUUUGACGAAUGCUCCGAGUACAUCUACAACACUAUUCCAAACCAAUGUCCCGAAGUGCCCACAGGUCCAUUCUGCAGUCUGGAGCCGUAUCAUGAUUGGUCCGGGGAAAUAGCGGAACUGUUUCAAGGUGAUGCUCCAACUGAAGUUCCAACAGCCUCCGAGCUGACCCAAUUGGCUGUUAUGGAAACAGAACUAGACAUGACUAUCGCUGAGAUUGAAGCCAUUCUCACUGCCGAACCCAAUACCACCACCCCGGCCAGACGAAAACGAAGCAAUGUACCUUUAAUAUGCUCCGAGUUGCAGGCCAAGGUUGUCAAAAUCCAGGACAUGUUGGCCAUUGGAGUCACCAACAAGGUGUUCCCCAUCUCCGAGGUGAUCCUACAAUGUAGUUUUCUUCGACGAUCAACGGUGACCAAAGAGGAUUGCGACGACGAGAAAGUGGAUCUUACUGGUUCGUUGACCACCCUGAAAGCCAAGGUGCAAGAGAGUAAGACAACCAUUGAGGAACUGAUUGAAGAUAACAAGGCUGCUGAGAUCCUAUGGGCGGAGGCUGUGGCUGAGGCUAAUGCUAAGGCUGCCAAUGAAACACAACAUCGGUUGGAGGAAGCCAAGACCUAUAACGGUAUUAGCGUGAGUUCCAACUCAACGACUAACAACACAGAAGAAACACCUCAAAAGAUGGACGAACAAAAGCAAAUGAAUGCAACUGAUGCAACCGAUGAAACCGUUAUCACAAACAUCGGCGGAACAGGGAACAGUGAGGAAGCCAAGAACAAAACGAAUAAUGGCAAUAACAAUGGUAACAACAUGAAAACUCGGAAAAAACGAGCGGCCUUCAUCAAGACACUAAUUCGCCAGAAACGUGGGCUUAUGUUCAGGUGUAACACUUCCAUGGUGUAUGGUAUCUCCUUUAAAGAUAUGCAUCACCCCGAAGGCAUCAUGGCCGAUCGAUGCUGUUGUCCCAAUUUUCAAGGCGAGUUCUUCAAGUGCAUGGCCACCAUUGAUUCACCAUGGAACAACGUGCUCUCAUCGGUUCGAAGCGCAUUCUUCAAGGAAAAGUAUAAGAUGGUGGAACAGGAGAUUCGGUUCCUGAUCAAGAGCACUAAUUACUCCGAAAUUGCCAUGAGUGGGCAGAUGGGAAACUUUUCCUUCAUUGGCCUAAACAACACUGGGAACAAGAUUGGAGCCGUGUUUCAUGUCGUUCUGAAAUGGCCUCAUUGGGACAACCACGUGCGAAUUGAGAACUCGUUCCUCAAAGCCGCCGAGAUGUAUGCCAAACAAACCGAGGAUGAGGAGCACAUCCUGGGAAAAAUGGUCCAAGGAAAAUUUGAAAGGAAUCUUUACGUUUUGGAGUCGGGCAAGAAAGGCAUUGAGUGCGUUAGGUCACCUUUUCCUGAUCCACCAGGCUUUGAUGCCAAGAAUGGAACCAAUUCUCUGACCAGUGAGGUCUCCAAAGAGGACGAGAACGGGUGGCUGGUAUUCGUGAUGGUACCUCUGGCCAUUAUUUGCUUCUUGGGUAUUCUCAUUCAUUUAGUGUUCAAGAGCAAAGCUUGCCUGAUAAGAUAUUGGGUUUGAUUUUGAUUCCUCUGUGACUGUGAUCCAUAAGUUGAAUAUUUUAACACGAAAGUGAAGACUUCACAAGCAAUAGGUGGACAAGUAAUGAACUAAAAUAAAUUAGAGCGCCAAUGAGAUAAAGUCAGAUUGAUAUACCUAUAUGGUGCCCUAGUUUAAGCGAAUCCAAACGCAGACGACAGAUGGCUUGUAAGUUGCUUUAGCGAAAAUAUGGGAGAAAUAUAUUCGAAGUAUUUUAUUCAUAAA
Messenger RNA from Tigriopus californicus, 6175 nucleotides. RefSeq lists its product as uncharacterized. The record is from RefSeq and is a predicted model, not a curated record. The transcript is spliced from 8 exons. The coding region runs from base 878 to 5932 and encodes 1684 amino acids. Gene Ontology annotation, cellular component: mitotic spindle. Gene Ontology annotation, biological process: regulation of mitotic cell cycle; mitotic spindle organization. Lineage: Eukaryota; Metazoa; Arthropoda; Copepoda; Harpacticoida; Harpacticidae.